Molecule: messenger RNA, 7963 nt
Organism: Poecilia reticulata (guppy)
Lineage: Eukaryota; Metazoa; Chordata; Actinopteri; Cyprinodontiformes; Poeciliidae
Product: MAM domain-containing glycosylphosphatidylinositol anchor protein 2-like
Biological process (GO): synapse organization; homophilic cell-cell adhesion
Cellular component (GO): plasma membrane; neuronal cell body; axon
Molecular function (GO): protein binding; axon guidance receptor activity
Source: RefSeq, a predicted model, not a curated record
CCUCGUGACGCCUUCAUGUCAUUGGCAGCGAUCCAGCGAUUCAUUUCCCCGGGAUGACUCUCUUCCUCUCGGCCCUCCUGCUGACAGUAGCGGCAUCACGCUCUCUCAGGGAGGGAGUCGCCUCCCUACCUCUUCGGCCUGAAGGGCCCUGACCGGCACCCGCAGCUCAACCGGAGGCGGCUUUUCAUCUCUAGUAUCAGGUUAUGGAUGGAAAGAACCAGCGAACCACAAGUGGGGAUUUCCGAGAAUCCCGGCGCUCAGGAUUCAGGAUCUGAAUCAUCCACUACAAUGUCACGACCAAGGAGACGCAGCUGAAGGACCGGCUCUUCUCCUGAAUGUCCUUCUCUUCAUCAGUUUCAGACGCUUUCAGCCAAUAUUCAUUCCAGGAUGAACUGAGGCGGACAUUCCAAUUCCACCUGAACGACACUGGGAGCGGAUGCUGGGCGAUGGGAGCUGGAGAGGUGAUCAGAAAAUAUUUGUGAUUUGUGGAUGAGAACCGGUAUCUGGAUCGGAUUCCUUGCGGAAAGACCCCGUCAGGGAAGGAGGAAGCAAGGGCAACUGCGGCAACCGAACCGACAACCGGGGGGAGGGGAGGGGGAGUCGAGACUGAAGAGGAUGAGAAGAUGGGUUUAGUUUUUGGACUCUUGUGGCUGUUGACCAGCUUCCUGCAGGGCGCGCACAGCCAGGGCGUGUAUGCGUCCCCUACAGUGCGAAUUGUCCAUGCUGGUCAGGCCUGUAAUGUGGAGGAAGAGCAACAUAGCGAGAGGGUUUACAUCAUCCGAGAGGGAGAAACUCUGGAACUCCAGUGCCUUGUCACUGGACACCCUCGACCACAGGUGCGUUGGACUAAGACAGCAGGUGGCGCUUUGGAUACUCAAGGAAAGUUGUCGCUGAAAGGUGGAACUCUAAAAAUUGAGAACAUCAGUCGCCACCAGGGAGGGCGCUACUACUGCAAGGCUGAGAAUGGACUGGGAUUCCCGGCCAUACGCUCCAUACGAGUGGACGUCUACUACUUGGAUAAACCAGUUAUCACUGUGCAUCAGAGUGAUGACGAAGCAAAGGAACAGUUCUACUUUGAACGUACCGUCUUUCUUCGUUGUGCUGCCAACUCGAACCCUCCUGUCCACUACACUUGGACAAGAGACAGAGAGGUGCUGGCACAGGGCUCUGACUCAGGGGUGGAGAUAUACAAGCCAUUUUUCACACAGGGUCAGACAAAGAUCUUGAAGCUGAAAAAUCUACGUCUGCAGGAUUAUGCUGACUACACCUGUUUUGCUUCUGUGAAGAAUUCCUGUGGCAUUAGAGACAGAAGUACCCACUUCAUUCUCAACAACAGGACAGCUCCCCCCUCUGUUAAAAUACUUUUGGAUGAUCCUGUGGUGGCAAAUCCUGGAGAGACGAUCACUCUGGUUUGCAAAGUGAUGGGUGGACAUCCUUUUCCAACACUAAGAUGGUUGAGGUUGGAAGAUGAGGAGCUACCAAGGAGAGCCAUUGUCAAAGAUGGUACACUGACAGUCCCGGUUAUUAGUGAUGACGAUGGAGGAACUUACACCUGUGUUGCAUCCAACAACGUAGGAAACCCUGCUAAGAAAUUCAUCACCAUAUUGGUCAGAGGACUACGUAAAGGUCGGUUCUGGAUCACACCAGACCCAUACCAUAAUGAGGACAACAUUCAAAUUGGUCGGGAGGUCAAAAUUAGCUGCCAGGUGGAAGCCACACCUUCAGAGGAGCUGCAGUUCAGCUGGCUAAAGAAUGGCCGGCCAUUGAAGAGCUCUGAGCGAAUGGUCAUCACCCAUACUGACCCCAGCAUCUCACCAGGAACCACCAACCUUGACAUAAUUGAUCUAAAAUUUACAGACUUUGGCACCUACACAUGUGUGGCAUCACUGAGAAAUGGAGGAAUCCCAGAGAUCAGCAUUGAUGUAAAUAUUUCUUCAACCACAGUUCCUCCUGAACUUUCAGUCCCCAAGGGACAAUCUCAACUCAUAGUUCUGGAAGGACACACUGUUGACCUCCAGUGUUUGGUCUCAGGAAAACCCAAACCCAUCAUUAUGUGGUCUCGGGUCGAGGAGAGUGGGCAAACUGCAGCACUACCACCUAUGAUGCCUGAUGGCUCGGCACAGAUGGAGAGCUAUGAUGGCAUACUGAGAAUCUACAACGUGACGAGAAAGAUGAGCGGGGCAUACCGCUGCCAAACAAGCCAGUACAACGGAUUCAAUGUCAAACCCAGAGAGGCCCUGAUUCAUCUUGUGGUGCAAUUCACUCCGACUGUGAAGCCGGUUUACACAGAGGUACGUCAGGCACUUGGCCGAGCAUUCAGCCUCACCUGUAACUUACUGCAAGCUUACCCAGCUCACCAUCUGCAGUAUGAGUGGAAACUGGGCUCACGCCUGCUCACUGUUGGUCAGUUUAGUGACCAGAGCCAUGACACCAGUUACCAUGUUAAAGCUCUGAACCGAGAAGGCUACGGCGAGUACACCUGUGACAUCACCAAUGAAGCCGGUUCAGGCCGGUGCACCUUCCUACUUACAGGGAAAGCCUACAGACCAGAGUUUUAUCAUGAUACCUACAAUGCUCUGUGGCAGAACAGACCUCAAGUCUACGGCUUCAAACUUCAAUGGACUCAGAUGGAGCCCAAUUCUGUGGAUCGAAUUGUGGCCUAUCGGCUUGGCAUCAGGCAGAUGGAUCAGACUCGCUGGUGGGAGCAAGAGAUUCCUAUUGGUGGACCCAUCCAACAGGGGCAGCUGCUGACUUACAACCUGACAGAACUGAUCAAACCUGAGUCCUACCUGGUGCGUCUCACCCCCAUCACCCGAUAUGGUGAGGGGGAUGCUUCUGAACGCACAAUCACAUACAGCGCUCCUGUUAACCCACAUCUCAGGGAGUUCCACUGUAGUUUUGAGGAGGAGGCGUUAUGCUCUUUCUCUCAAGACAAGUCGGAUGAGUUUGACUGGAUAAGACAGAGUGGCACCAAAGAGGGCACAACAAACACAGCGAAUACAGGACCAAGCUCUGACCACACCGGCUCAAGUCAAGGCUUCUACAUGUUCAUUGAGACAUCCAGGCCCAGGCUGGAGGGGGAUAAAGCCCGACUGAUGUCCCCAACUUUCAACAUUGACACCAAAAGUGUCUCCUCCUCUUCAGCCAGUAACAAUCCCACCUACUGCUUUACCUUCUACUACCACAUGUUUGGGAAACAUAUAGGAGCUUUGAAUAUUUUCUUGCGGUUGAAAGGUCAGAUGCUCACAGAUACCUUAAUCUGGAGUCUUACUGGUAACCAAGGAAACUACUGGCAGCAGGCAAGGGUUAACAUCCAUCCAACCACAACCUUUCAGGUGGUGAUGGAAGGAGUCAGAGGCUCAGGUAUUGAAGGCAAUAUCGCUAUUGAUGAUGUUACCGUUGAGGAGGGCGAGUGCAAAGACGCUCCGUCUAACAGUGAGAAUCUUCACAAUCUGAAGUCAUUUGCUUCACUGCCAUCGUAUUAUGUGUCUCUACUCUACAUCAGUCAAAGUCUGGUGCUGAUUGGCUGGGAGAGGUGACACCAUCAGCACAUUUUCCCUCUUAUUCCCAUGCAAGCUUCCAUGACUUUUGACUGUGGCCCAAGGAAUCUGUUUCACACCUCAAUAACUGGAAAGAGAGCAGAAUUGUAUUUGCUCUGUCAAGGGGAAAAUAAAUCUGUCCUUCAGCGGCAUCUUAUCUUGUCAACAGUUCAACCUGUGACAGGUUUAAUUUAAAUCUACUGUUACACGAAGCUGAAGCUUCCUGUCUAAAAAUUCCUUUAAAAUUGAUUAUGUAUGAACAUCAUACACAGUGUUCAUUGAUGUAAUGAAGUGAUGAUUUAUGCUAUGAAAUAUAGUCUGCAUCAGCAGUCUGGUGUGUAGCAUUGCCCAUCACAUUGAACAGUCUUCUGCACUACAACUAAAUUCAGAAAGAAGGCAGAACAUGUUACAAUAGUAGCUGUCAAGUGAAGAGGAUGAUGUAAAAUUAAUAAAAAGUUUAAGGUUUAAACUUUGUAAACAUUUGUUUAAAUGUUACUCAAUACUUUAGCCAGGCACUGUUUAAUGAACAUGGCUUCUGUUAGCCUUUAAUGUGGACACUUGAAAACAGACAUCUGACCAGAAAACCCAACUGCAUUAAUUUGUAGUGUCACACUAUUAAUUGGUUCAAUUAUUCUGAACAGGACAAUGASUUUUUAUGUGGAUAUACAGAAUCAAACAAAGAAUUAGUUACAAUCAAUUCACAACAAAAGAUGUGAGUGAUGUCAGACAGUGSUCUGACAUCACUCACAUCUGCUCAAAGUGAUGGUUAAGAAAACAAAGCAGCAGUUGGAAGUUCACUGACCAGGUUUUGUCUGUCCCUUAUUUGCUUCCUUUCUGUGCUCUAAUUGAAUAGAUCAGCAGUACUGUAUUGGACACGCAAAAAUAAGUCUCUUUACUCUUUUGACCUAGAGAGGCUUGGAGAAAAAAAACUAUUUUGAGUAUAUUUUAAUGUUGGUCCAUCUGUUAGACAUGAAAACAACACCUCACCUUCUGCCAUAACAUGAAGUGCCUUAAAAUGAGAGGAGACGAUGGCCCAGACUGGCAUCAAUAUUGAGCCAGUCAGACAUUUUUCUGCAUGAUGAAAGGAAAUUUAAACAAUUAGCUUAGACAAGAUUUUGUAUUAGUAUGGAAAUACAAUUUCUCAGCUUGUUUACUUUUUCUUUCUGUUGGGAUAUUAGCAUAAGUGUGACCAUAAGCCAUAUGGAUGGCUGCGAGAAAAAUGGCCAGGAAGCGGAUUCUUUAAACUGAUACCAACUUUCUCAAAUAACCUUUAAUAUGGAAAAUGCAAAACAUUAACUAUUUGAGGAACUUUGAAUCUGUUAAAAAGAAAGAAUUUCAUAUUAUUAAUCAAUGGCAUCCAAGCUUUGGACUUAGUGUAUACUAGGGGUUGAAUGACUUAUUUUUUGAAGUCUACUACAUGAUAAAAGUCGAGUCAACGUCACUAGUCACUGUGACGUCAUAGUGACGUAAACACCAAACCCUUCAGAACAACUUAGAGGCUUUAUCAGCCAUAUUCACAACAAAUAUUGAUUAAAAAAAUCUCGCUUUUAUGCAGAAUUAAAAGAACAAGAAACAGAUCCAAACACCAGCUGAUACUUAUUACACUGACCACAGUGAUGCUUUUAGAACAUCACAAACCAAACUUAUGAACGGAUCCUAUUUGGUUACAGUUGAAUAAUAGCUGCCACCUGCUGUGCAGCAGGAUGCUCCGCUGACUCAGCAGCAGCCAUCUUUAUGGGAUUAACCGACAUGCAGAUUGCCUCUAUCAGAUCCUCAGAAUGAAGUUUAAACUUUGUUUCCUGAUGUUGUAUUUUUAUAAGAGCGUAAAGCUACCAGGUUAAAAGCUUCAAUACACAGGGUGAUGGUGAUCAGUUGGAUGGAUAAAAAAGCCCGACAUCAUGACUUAUUGUUGCACAUUACUCCGGUAGUCUAUUUUUUUUAUAUAGAAAUUUUUCAGCACUAGAUUAUUUGACAGCAAUCCGUCAGGAAGGGGGCAGGGAGAGAGGAGUGGGGCAGAGAGGCCCAGCAAACCGAGGACGGGAGUCAGGCUCCCGACUCCCCGGUCUACAGUCUSUACAUGCGGGGCGCCGGGCAACGCUCCUGUUCCGGUAGCUUUUGCUGAAAUUUUCAGCUUCUCUUUCAUAAAUUAUUUACAUUUUUAUACAAUUUCAAUUAUCUGACUAACUCACCUAAUUCACCUUCUUGGAAAAAUCAGUUUUGUAACGUGAUUGCUACUAGUCGACUAGUUGGUGCAACCCCUGUGUAUACAAAUGAGAGCUUCACAAAGCAUUACAAAACAAUAUGACACUUUCAUUUCUUUACAGUUACUUUGAAACAAUUUUCAAAGUGUUUGAAUGGCUGAAACGUAAGCAACUGUAAUGUACUUUAUACCGAUCAACAACAUAAGCACAAAGAAAACAUAGUCAAUUGAAAAUGUUAUUCUUCCUUUAAAUUCUAGGAUUUUAUAAGAUGCUUCACUUUGAUAAUUUAUGAAACAAUUAAGAGAAAGACAGACAGAAAAGUAAAAAAAAAAAUCCAUCCACAGAGCAGUAAGGUUCUAAGUAGAGAACUUGAUUGAUUCAUAAAAGUGGGAGUUUUGGUAUUUUGAUAGUUUGCUGCACAAUGACACCAGCAGUUAACUUAGAAAAGUUUUCUACCCAAUACUGCGUGAAGAGUUACAAAAAUAUUUUCAAAGUCAGUCAUUCUUCUUCACAAAGGUAUCUUAAAGAUUAAAAAACAAACAAACUAAGCAUGUUUAACAAAUAUCACUUUAUUCUUAAACAUUUUAGGUAAAUUUAAAACAAAAAGGGAUUUAUGUUUUAACUUGUGUUCCACCCUAUAAUAAUUUUGCCUUUUCUUCCUAUACUUGUUUUCAAUUUUUGUUUUCCUGGAAAUAUAUUAAAAACAAUAUUGGGAUUUGAUUUCAAAGUACUUUCUCGUUGUUAGGCUAAUUUGUUCAUUACUUGCAAGGAGCUUACAUUUGCUGUUGGUUUGUAAAGUAAUAAAUAUAAAGAAUAUAUCAUGAAUCCUAACUUAUUUUUACAAUGAAUGGGUUAAUGUUAUUUACUUAAUGUCUUUAGUCUUUUUCUCAUAAUGUGCUUGUAAAUUAUUAUUAUUAUUAUUAUGUAAACACUUUAUAAUAAAUAAAUAAUUGAUCCCAUUUAUGCCAGCUGAUGUGCAUUUAUCUGUACGUUAAUAUAUAAGAGAAACCAAAGUCAGAUUUUUUUUUCUAGCCUGGGAAAAACAAACUCUUGUUCUAUUAUUUGCUUCAUACAGAGGAUCUGGACCUUUGGGUAUUGAGAAACGAUUACUUGCUGGAGGUGUGAACUUUGUUGAAAUGUUACAUUUUACCCAAUCAAAAUGUACUGCAGGGUCAGCCCAUGGCAAAUGUUGAGGGUGCCAGCCAUAAAAUGGGCAAGAAAAUAAAGUAACUUUAACUGGUUUUUUAAAAAUGUAUAUGUAUUAACAAAAUUUCCUAAUAUAAAAUAUUCUACACUAAGUUAACUGCACAGUAAAAAAUGUUAUAUACUACAUUAAUAAUAUUUUGCUUAGCACUAAUGAGAUGGUAAGCAUUAUUGUUUCAUGAGGUUUUUGACCAUCAACACUUUGCCCAAUGAUUCAAAACUCGACAGUGACAUCAGUUCAUUAUGUCUGAACUGAAAUUAUAAUGACCUUUUUAUUCAAAUAAAUCAUACUUCAAAAAAAUAUUAGAACAUGGCAGUGUUUUUAUCAAACAUGGUUCUUGUGGUGUAAUCCAUUGAAUUACAUGGACCAGGGAGCAGACCAUGCUUAGCCACUGACAUGAAAAAGCUUAUCAAUCAAUCAAGUUUAUUUAUAGCACAUUUCAAAAACUGCUAAGGUAGCCAAAGUGCUGUACAUUAAAACAGAAAAGUAAAAAACAUACAAACAUAUGAAAUGUACAAAAAUCACUUACAUGGCAGCUGUAUUUUGAGGUGCCAUACAAGACCACAGUAUGUUAAAAUCCAAGGAAUAAAAGUGUGUUUUUAAAAAUUGCUUAAAAGCAGGAAGAGAGGAGGCCUGUCUGACACUCAAGGGUAACUUGUUCCAUAACUUGGGAGCAACAACAGCAAAUGCCCCAUCACCUCUAAGCUAGUUUUAUGGUCUCUCUGCAUCAAACACUCAGCUGAUCUUAGUGAUUGGCGUGGGCAGWAUGGUUGAAGCAUCUCAGAUAGAUGUGGUGGAAUAAGGUUGUAUUUGAAAACAAAUAAAAGCUUCAAAUGAAUCCUGUAGUGCACAUGGAGCCAGUGAAGGGAGGCUAAGAUGGGAAUGAUCCUAGCGUGUCUUGUCUGCUUGAGUUAACAGACAAGCAGCAGCUCUGCAAAAGCUGCAGGCAUAAUCCCUACGUAUUACAGUGCAUUACAGUGAUCGCAAUGAACUGUGAUUAAAGCGUGAAUUAAAUUCUC